GUUUUACUUUACAUAAACAAAUUUUGUAUGGUGCGGUGUUACUUAGUGAUUUGAUUUUGAAAUAUUUGGAAGAAUAAAUAUAGUGUUGAAUUAUGCCAAUUGAGUGCCAAGGAUCAUUUUGAGUUUUGUUACCUAUUGUUGGAUUUUUUGAUACAUUUUCACUUACCAUGAUGAAGUCACAGUCUACUAAACCUUACGUCAAAAUAAUUGAACAACCAGCACCAGAUCGUGCCCGUUUUCGUUACCAAUCUGAAACUUUCAGCACACUAAUGGGAGUUUCGUCAACAAAGAAGCAAAAGACCUACCCAACCAUCCAGAUAUUCGGCUACAAAAAAAAAGCAGUAGUUUUAGUGUCUUGCGUUACCAAAGACAAACCAUACAGGCCACAUCCUUUUAUCAUGGACGGCAAAGAAGGUUGCAAAAGCGGAGUCUACACCAGGACCAUUCCCGAGGGUUUUGAAAAAAUAGAGUUUUCGAAUAUCGGCAUCAAAUGUGUAAGGAAAAAAGACGUUGGCGAUUCGCUGAAAGAAAGACGAAAGAUCAACGUAGAUCCAUUCAACACCGGUAUAGACCUGAAUGCAGCAAAUUAUGACUUAGGAUCCGUGCGUUUGUGCUUCCAAGUCUUCAUCAAGGGUGAAGAUGGUAAAUGUAGGGUGCCUCUAGAUCCUGUGGUGAGCGAACCAAUCUACGACAGAAAGCAUUUACCAAAUCUAGUCAUCACCAGGAUAUCCACUUGUAUUUGCGCAGUGGACGAAGAACCCGAAAUUAUAAUACUAUGUGGAAAGAUAUUCGAAGACGAUAUUCAGGUGCGGUUUUACAAAGAACAGCUAGGUGUUUUAACUUGGGAGGAAUAUGGAUCGCCUUCGGAAGUUCACAGAAAUGUCGCUCUUGCUGUGAAGGUUCCGAAAUAUUGCAAUUUGGAAAUAGAGACCGAAGUUGAAGUAAUGGUCCAGUUGAAGAGACCUUCCGACAAUGCUUUCAGUGCUGCAAUUCCGUUCCAGUACUUGCCUGCCAAUGAAAUGGGAAGAAAAAGAAAAAAACCGAGAUUUGAAAAUCUCAUUGACAUGAGACGUUAUUUCGAAAUUUGCGGUCAAAAUCCAUUUCCGAGUAAUAUGAGGUUUGAAAAAAAAGUUGCAAUCCGUCGUCUUCCCCCUAAAACGCCAAAUGUAUUACCUCCUGAUGAAGCAUCGACUACAUGUCAACCAAACCUACCGUCCACAAGUGGCUUAACCUACCAGAUGAAUAUUCCAAAUAUACCUGAAACUGUUCAACCAGGACCUAAUAGAACCUAUUUUCAAAAUAUAACACCAAUGUACCAUCCCAUGGGCAAUACCAACAAUACAAAUUACCAACAUUAUCAAAACACAAUGAGCCAACCAGCAACUAAUUGGGGUUUUAUGUACAACAAUUUACCUUUGAAUGAUAUUUCAAAUGGAUACAAUCAGCGUUCAGAACUAGAUUUCGAUUAUGAUUGGUCAAGGCUAGCAAACGAUACCAUAAAUAAUAUUUUUCAAAUAUAAUUGGCGUUUUUUUGCCAAUAUGAAGAUUCGAAUCCUAAAAACAUAAAAAAUUAUUACCUUUUAUUUCAAGCUUUGUUACUUCUAUCGAACUUAUGAUAUAUCAUCCAUUAUAUUCAAAUCCAAUGAAAAACGAUCAUAUGUACACUGAUAAAAAGAAUUGUAAAUAAUGUACAUUACAUAAUAUAUUUAUAAAUAUAAAUAAUUUUUUUACUGAUAUAAUAAAAACUAUUCACAGCU
Harmonia axyridis is the source of this 1757-nucleotide messenger RNA. RefSeq names its product embryonic polarity protein dorsal-like. Gene Ontology annotation, biological process: cellular response to stress; inflammatory response; response to cytokine. Gene Ontology annotation, cellular component: cytoplasm. Lineage: Eukaryota; Metazoa; Arthropoda; Insecta; Coleoptera; Coccinellidae. Gene Ontology annotation, molecular function: DNA-binding transcription factor activity; DNA binding. The transcript is spliced from 7 exons. The record is from RefSeq and is a predicted model, not a curated record. The coding region runs from base 168 to 1520 and encodes 450 amino acids.